UUAUUUUGGAAAAAAAACAUAUCCGCCUUUCUGCGGCCAUUUCAUGAUCUGCUACCAGCAGAAUGGUGACGUGAGGAAAUGGUUUCAAUGGAACGGAUGUGAAGGCGGAGUCUGUCUUUCCUUUCGGGACUUUAGGCUGAGAGUCGUAGGUUAGAAUAUAACGCUACCUCCCAAAUCUAGAAUUCAACAGACUAGGGAUAAACAUCUCGUCUGGUUCACUUGGCCUGAACUCUGCAAACGACCGACCGUAAACUUCGCCUGAACUCUGCAAACGACCGACCGUAAACGAGUGUCUACAAUGAAUCAGGAAACAUCUGUCCCGUCCUCUCUCUCCCUCCAACCCUCCUCCCCCCUACCCCUCCCGGUAACCCCGGGUCGUACCUCUCCCGGUAACACCUUACUGCUGGGUCUGAAGAGGCUGUCUGUGCUGCUGGUCGACUGCAGGAAAACACCAGAGCUAAGGGACAGUCCUAAACGUCACUCUCUCAGUAGAAGGGGCUCGUCAUCUGGGGAGGCAAAACAUCAUGAUGCUGACGAGGCAGAGAAAAGUCUCUCAAGAUCAGAACACCUCAAGAAACAACAGCUGAGACCCACAAGGAAGAAACCUCACUGCUGCUCUGACUGUGGGAAGAGUUACACCUCUAAAGUAAACCUUAGAGGACACCAGAGAAUUCACACUGGAGAGAAACCUCACUGCUGCUUCCAGUGCGGUGCUAGUCUCUCCUCUGCCAGUGCACUGGAAGGACACAUGCGGAUUCACACUGGAGAAAAACCGUACCAGUGCUCAGAAUGUGGGCAGAGAUUUAAAGACUCCAGUGGUUUACGGUUACAUGAGAGAAAACACACUGGCGAAAAACCACACUGUUGCUCUGACUGCGGGAAGAGAUUUGCUACAUCACAAAGCUUAAAAGCUCACUGGCGGAUUCACACUGGAGAGAGACCGUUCCACUGCUCUGAGUGUGGGAAGAGUUUCAAACAAGCUUCAGCACUGUCUGAACACAAACGAAUACACACAGGAGAAAAGCCUUACCACUGUGAGCAGUGCGGGGGGAGCUUUUCCUCAGCUAAGUUACUCAGAAUACAUCAGAGGAUUCACACAGGGGAGAAACCUUACCAAUGUGCUGACUGUGAGAAAAGCUUCAGACUGUUGUGUAUGUUAAGACGUCACCAGCUAAGACAUACUGGAGAGAAGCCCCACCAAUGUACUGAGUGUGGGAAGAGGUUUGCUCUUAAGAUUGGACUCUUGCGACAUAACAAAGUGCACACUGGAGAGAAAGGCUACCAAUGCCCACAGUGUGGCAAGAAGCUAGGAUCAUCUCAUUCUCUAGAGCAGCAUAAGCGAACACACACUGGACAGAAACCCUUCCACUGUUCCCACUGUAAGUUGAGUUUUGCCACUAAUCCAGCCCUGUACAAACACCAGAGAAUUCACACAGGUGAGAAACCACACAGCUGCAAUGUUUGCCAGAGGAGAUUUGGACGGUCCGAUCACCUGAAAAUUCACAUGCAAAUUCACACAGGAGCAAAGCCAUACCACUGCUCUAAGUGCGAGCUGAGUUUCACUAACAACAGAUCUCUGAAAGAACAUGAGGUCAGACACACAGAAGAUAAACCUCACUGCUGCUCCCAGUGCGGUGCUAGUCUCUCCUCUGCCAGGGCACUGGAAGGACACAUGCGGAUUCACACUGGAGAGAAACCGUACGAGUGCUCUGAAUGUGGGCAGAAGUUUGCACACAGAACCAGUCUUGGGACACACAGAAGAAUACACACAGGAGAGAAACCUUAUCACUGCUCUGACUGCAAGAAGACCUUUCCAAGACUUGGCUCUUUAAAGGAACACAAGUUCACACAUUCAGAGAAGAUGUACCACUGCUCUCAGUGUGAGUCGAGCAGCACAUCGCCAGGCGCAUUAAAGAAACACCAGCUUAUACACAGUGUAGAGAAGCCUUACCACUGCUCCCACUGUGACAAGAGCUUCCUUCGGCAACCAUCUCUCAAACAACACGAGCGUAGUCACAAGGGAGAGAAACCGUACUCUUGUUCAGACUGCGAGAACAACUUUGCCACAAUGGCAACCUUGCGAAUUCACCAGCGAAGACACACAGGAGAGAGGCCAUACCAAUGCCCUUUCCCUGACUGUGGGAAGAGUUUUGCCCAGGCCUGUGCUUUUAAAGUCCACAAGAGAAGGCACACAGGAGAGAAGCCGCACCACUGUGAUCAGUGUGGGAUGAGUUUUGUCACGUCAGGUGACUUGCAAUCUCACCAGCAAACUCACUCCAAAAAGAAGCCAUACUGCUGCACAGAGUGUGGACUCAGUUUUUCUAGAUCUGAUUCCUUAAAGAUUCACCAGAGAGUCCACACAGGAGAGAGGCCGUACAGCUGCUCAGUGUGACGAGUUUCACUUUGAAAGGGCACCUUACUAGACACAAGCUGACACACACAGGAGAGAAACCUUACCCCUGCUCUGACUGUGGGAAGAGUUUUAUUCUCUCAGGCACCUUAAAAACACACCAGUUAACACACACAGGAGAGAAGCCUUACCACUGUUUUGAUUGUAAGAAGAGUUUUACCACUAAGGGUCAACUGACUGGACACCAGCAGAGACACACAGGAGAGAAACCUCACUACUGCUCCGAGUGCCGCAAGAGCUUCAAGUGUUCAAUGGACCUGAGAUGCCACGUUCAGCGCAAACACAGUGGGACACCCUACCACUGCACCCUCUGUGAGCGCAGCUUCAGCUCCCCACAGCAUCUGAGGUACCACCAGAUGACUCACACGGGAGAGAAACCAUUCAUAUGCACCGACUGCGGAAAGAGAUUCACUCAGGCCGGGGUUUUGACAUACCACAGGAGGAUUCACACCGGAGAGAAACCUCACAUCUGUGAUCAGUGUGACAAGAGUUUCAGUAAAAGGAGCAGUCUGCAAUCACACCAGCGGACACACACAGGAGAGAAGCCUUACAGCUGUGAUGAAUGUGGGAAGAGAUUCACUAAUUCAGGAACCCUGGUUUCGCACAAGAAAAUACACACCUGAGAGAAACCUUACCACAUACAGGAGCGAGGCCUAAUGACUGUGCACAAGAGAACACACACUGAUAGAUAUUUUAUGCCUGGAUCAAAUAUGUAAUUUGUAAAUGAUGGAACACCUAUAGAAACAUUUUAUAGAAUGAACAUCAAGGACACACAGUAACAAACGUGAAACGCUUCCAGGUUGUCCUUGACAAUUCCCAUAACUGAAACCACAACACUUGAAAAUACAGAGGGUUUCACUUGGUGGUGUAGAUUUGACCAAAACCCAUAGUUUUUAAUUUAGGCCAAAACGUUUAAUCUGUUUACUGUGUUGUCUUGCAGUAUUACUUAACAUCUUUGUUGCAAACAGAAUGGAUGGAUUUGACAGCUCAAUUGUAGUUCCACCUCCGACACCGCCAAAACAACCGCUAUGCAGGUGUUGUCUAACACGGGUCGGAUUGAAUCAAGCCCUGAGAACGGACACAUUUCUCAACAUACUCACAACUUGCCGUUGGAUACAAAUGAUAAACAUUUGAAUGCAGAAGUAAAUGGUGCAAGUGAAGUUCUAGUCGAACACUGUAUGGAACAUGAUAUUAACCGUCUACUGUUCUUCUCAGCACUUCAAAAUGAACACUUUUGUUGUACUAUUUUGUUGCACUUUUGUUUGUUUGUUGCACUUUUGAUUGUGAUUGUGUGGGUCUUGUACAAUCUUGUAUUGUUUUGCUUUUGGAUCGUGGGCUCAAUUCAAUGAUAUUUGGCGCUGAACAGGUUGAACAGAGCGGUACCUAUCAUGAACAUGGACAUUGGCUACAUGGAGGAGUAGGAAUCCCAUCCAGCCAUGUUUACAAACUCAAUCUCUGGAAUGUCAUUUAGGGCCGGAUUCAAUCCGUUCUGCCUUAAUCCGCCAUAACCGACAACUGCACAGUCGUUUCAUUGUUUUUAUUCAGGUGAUGUCCGCAGGUGUAACUGCAUUGGAGCUGUCGAGGACAUUACCAUUGGAUAAUCUCAUGCAGUCUUUUUAGAUUCAAACGUUUGUUGUAAUCUACACCUCUAUUAGCCUGAUAUAAUGUUGUAAUCUACACCUCUAUUAGCCUGAUAUAAUGCUGUAAUCUACACCUCUAUCAGCCUGAUAUAAUGCUGUAAUCUACACCUCUAUUAGCCUGAUAUAAUGUUGUAAUCUACACCUCUAUUAGCCUGCUGUAAUCUACACCUCUAUUAGCCUGAUAUAAUGCUGUAAUCUACACCUCUAUUAGCCUGAUAUAAUGCUGUAAUCUACACCUCUAUUAGCCUGAUAUAAUGCUGUAAUCUACACCUCUAUCAGCCUGAUAUAAUGCUGUAAUCUACACCUCUAUUAGCCUGAUAUAAUGCUGUAAUCUACACCUCUAUUAGCCUGUUGUAAUCUACACCUCUAUCAGCCUGAUAUAAUGCUGUAAUCUACACCUCUAUUAGCCUGAUAUAAUGCUGUAAUCUACACCUCUAUUAGCCUGAUAUAAUGCUGUAAUCU
Messenger RNA from Salvelinus fontinalis (brook trout), 4512 nucleotides. Its product is annotated as zinc finger protein 883-like. The record is from RefSeq and is a predicted model, not a curated record. Gene Ontology annotation, biological process: regulation of transcription by RNA polymerase II. NCBI's taxonomy places the organism in Eukaryota, Metazoa, Chordata, Actinopteri, Salmoniformes, Salmonidae. The coding region runs from base 299 to 2392 and encodes 697 amino acids. Gene Ontology annotation, molecular function: RNA polymerase II cis-regulatory region sequence-specific DNA binding; DNA-binding transcription factor activity, RNA polymerase II-specific. The transcript is spliced from 3 exons.